AAAGUAACGGGUGACGGUGAGGAAAAGUAUUUGAUUGCCACGAGCGAGAUGCCUAUUGCGGCGUACCACCGGGGUAAAUGGUUCACGGAGCUGAAGGAGCCGUUGAAGUACGCUGGAAUGUCGAGUUGCUUCCGGAAGGAGGCCGGCGCUCACGGCCGUGACACGCUCGGUAUCUUCCGUGUACAUCAGUUUGACAAGUUGGAACAAUUUCUGGUGUGUUCCCCACGGGAGGAGGAGUCCUGGCGGCAUCUUGAGGAGAUGAUUCGCACCUCCGAGGAAUUCUGCGAGAGCCUUGGACUGCCGUACCGCACCAUCAACAUUUGCUCUGGUGCGUUGAAUAACGCCGCGGCAAAGAAAUAUGAUGUUGAGGCAUGGUUCCCCGCAUCAGGCGCCUUCCGUGAGUUGGUAUCGUGUUCUAACUGCACGGACUAUCAGGCGCGCGGGGUGAAUUGCCGCUUCGGUCCAAACUUGCGCAACGUGUCGGCCAACAACGUCAAGGAGUACUGUCAUAUGUUGAAUGGUACAUUGUGCGCUAUUACGAGGACGAUGUGUUGCAUCUGCGAGAACUAUCAGACAGAGGAGGGUGUUGUCAUUCCAGAUGUGCUUCGUCCAUACAUGAUGGGCCUGGAGAUGCUGAAGUUUGCUGAUAACGUGCCAUCCGCCGAGGAAACAGAGCCAAAAUAG
Trypanosoma cruzi is the source of this 684-nucleotide messenger RNA. RefSeq names its product seryl-tRNA synthetase, putative. Gene Ontology annotation, biological process: seryl-tRNA aminoacylation. Gene Ontology annotation, molecular function: tRNA binding; serine-tRNA ligase activity; ATP binding. The transcript has a single exon. NCBI's taxonomy places the organism in Eukaryota, Euglenozoa, Kinetoplastea, Trypanosomatida, Trypanosomatidae. The record is from RefSeq and is a predicted model, not a curated record. Gene Ontology annotation, cellular component: cytosol. The annotation marks the transcript as partial.